Cylicocyclus nassatus is the source of this 2126-nucleotide messenger RNA. The record is from the annotation of a GenBank genome assembly. NCBI's taxonomy places the organism in Eukaryota, Metazoa, Nematoda, Chromadorea, Rhabditida, Strongylidae.
CGAUUCUUUCAGUAGUGGCGCCAUGGUGCGCGUCCACGACUCGGCCGAGGAAGAUGCUCCCGAAGAAGAACUCACCAAGGAGUUUGCUCCCAAGGAUAUGCCAAUGCAAACCGAACCACCUUCGACUACUUCGACUACUCCCGCAGCUCCGACGACAACCAAAGAAUCGCUAAAGGAUGUAGUGGUGAAUAAAGUGGUGAACAAAGUGAUCGACGUUAAAGACGUCGUCAAAGCCAAAGUGAUGAAAGAGACAGGAAUGCCGGAAUGGGCGUUCGUCUUCCUUGGAAUUAUCGCCAUCAUUGUCGUCUUACUGAUCGCAUAUUUAAUUAUCCGGAAAUUGUUCGGCAAGAAACGGCAUGGAGAAAAGAAAGGCAAAGGCUUCAAGGGACUGUUCAGUAAGGGAGGAGACCUCGUCGCUGGAAAGGAUGUGAUGGGUGACAUGCAGCAAGACAUGGAAGAGCUCGAGAAAAACAUGGAAGAAAAUGAAAAAGCACAGGCAGAGGAAAAAGAAGAGAUAAAAUUGGGCAGGAUACAGUACAAACUUGACUAUGAUUUCCAACAAGGACAACUCACGGUUACCGUAAUCCAAGCAGAAGACUUGCCUGGAAUGGACAUGAGCGGAACGUCUGACCCAUACGUCAAGUUGUACCUAUUGCCUGAAAAGAAGAAAAAGGUGGAGACGAAAGUUCACAGAAAAACUCUGAACCCUGUGUUUAACGAGACGUUUAUAUUCAAAGUCGCCUUCAAUGAAAUCACGUCCAAGACACUGGUAUUCGCAAUUUUUGACUUUGAUCGCUUCAGCAAGCACGACCAGAUUGGCCAGGUCCUCAUUCCACUUGGAAAAAUCGACCUUGGGCAAGUUAUCGAGAAAUGGGAGGACAUCGCCCCGCCACCAGAUGACAAGGAAGCUGAGAAAGCCCUCGGGGAUAUCUGCUUUUCGCUGCGAUACGUGCCCACUGCCGGAAAAUUGACGGUGGUGAUUCUCGAGGCCAAAAAUCUCAAGAAAAUGGAUGUUGGUGGUCUGUCAGACCCUUAUGUGAAGAUUGUACUCAUGCAAGGAGGGAAACGGCUGAAGAAGAAGAAAACUUCCAUCAAAAAAUGCACACUCAAUCCCUACUAUAACGAGUCGUUCUCAUUUGAAGUUCCAUUCGAACAAAUUCAGAAAGUUUCACUGAUGAUUACCGUAAUGGAUUACGAUAAGCUUGGCUCGAACGACGCUAUUGGACGAUGCCUCCUUGGAUGCAAUGCCAGUGGAGCAGAAUUGAGGCACUGGAUGGAUAUGUUAGCUUCACCACGACGGCCUAUCGCACAAUGGCACACGCUAGGUCCAGUUGAGGAAGAGGGAGGUGACAAGGACAAGAAGUAGCCUUGCUCUGGCCCUCCUUCAGCCUCUAACACUUCCCAAACCUCCUUCGCCUUCUAAAAGAUGGAUGUCCCCGAGUGAUUUCUUGCGUUGUAAAUCGGGUUUCCACCAAUCAUUCCGAUUUUUGCUUUCGCAAGCGACAGUGUUCUCUUUUCAUUGUUCACAGAGAUCUGGCAGAUUAUAUUGACAAUUGUACUCAACAUUCCGCGCUUCGUACACCCGUGUAUGUCAUGUUUUCUUCUCAUUGUUAAUCUAUUGUAUUUAUUAUAUUUCGUGAGCGUUGUGCCAACAAAUGCAGCGUCCGAUACAAGCGGUGAAAAUACUUAAACGUUUGUCAUCUUCUGUUGGACGUCAGUAUUGUAUAGCUUGAACGCAUAAUUAUAGAUUCGGUCUAGUUCACUCCUACCAAGUGUGUUCCGUCGUGAGUAGCUGUGAAAAGUCGAGCUUCUCUAUAAAUAAUUCGAUCAUGUGUACCAUGGAAAGUUUCUCUGAUUACCGAGAAACCUUUCAAACAGAGAGACAAACUCAGAUGUCUCUCAUAACGAAUGUUUAAGCGAAUAAAUUCAACAUUGAAAGAACGAAGUUCAAUUCAAUUUUCUACUCAGUCCAAUAUCGGAGCACCAAAGACAGUUUGAGGUUCUAUAUUAUCACAUUAGUUGUCAUUACUUUGCUAUGUUUUGUAAUUGUCAUUUUUUGUCUUUUUCCUUUGUCAGUACUAAAUUUUACUAAAAUCAUGUCAUGUACUACGCAAGAUCAGUGUACC